CCCGGGCGGCGGGCGGACCGGUGCUGACCCCCCCAGGAGACGAGCGGGGUGCCUGGGGUCGCGAUGGUUUGUGGGUGAUACGUGUUCAAGUGCCUCAAGUUUGUCCUACGAGAUGUGUUCCACAAAUCCAGCAAAUUGGGUCACCUUCGAUGAUGAGCCACUCUUCCAGUCACCUCAGAAACUGGUUGAUAAUCAGAGUAGUUGUAAAGCAAAUGGCCUUAAGCUCAAUCUCUCUAGUGUGCAUGAUUCUUCAAGUAGGUCAUCUUCUACAGGUAGCACUCCACUCUCAUCUCCUGUAGUUGACUUCUACCUAAGUCCUGGACCACCCAGUAACUCUCCACUUACUACACCUACCAGAGACUACCCAGUAAGUCCAUGCAUCCCAAAGCCUGGGAUUCACCUCCUUUAUUCCAUCCCUGAAUGGCCGUCAAACAUUAACCUGCUUCCAUCACCCGGGACUUGCUCAUCCCUAACCUCGCAGAAGCCCAGCAGCCUUUCUUUGAACACCUUGCCUAAUGACCGUCCAGUUAAGACUUUGGUGUCCAAAUCAACAGACGAAGGAAGCCCUAAUCUGUCAGGAAGCUGCGAGGAGUCAAGAGAGUUGUCAUCAGUACUGGGGCACUUCCCGUACUUCAAGAAUGACUGUGCUUUUUCUAGUCCCUUUUGGACAGAAGGAUGCUCGCUCGGCACAUCACCAGCUAAUGUUGGCACACACAGGAAGGACAAAGUGCUUGACAAGAGCAUCUGUCAUCCUAAAGACAAAGAGACUUGCCACGAUCAGAAAAGCCUGAACCAGGACUCCUUCAGCUACAUCUGUGAGAGGCUUGAACAUCUGCAAGCUGAUGGCUGUGAUGCCACAGGAAGCCCACCUAUCUCCAGUGCUCAUGCGUGGCACAACCUCUCCUCUGCCAUCCCACGCAGCCUCUUCAGGAGCCAGAAAGCAGAUGGGUGGCUGUUCAUGCUGAGGAUUCCUGAAAAGAAGAACAUGAUGUCUUCUCGGCAAUGGGGCCCUAUUUACCUUAGCGUUCUAGCUGGAGGUGUGCUGCAGAUGUAUUAUGAAAAGGGCCUGGAGAAACCUUUCAAGGAAUUCCAGCUGCAGCCACACUGUAGACUGUCUGAACCCAAAUUAGAGAGCUAUAAUGUCUCAGGAAAAAUCCAUACCGUGAAGAUUGAGUGUGUUUCUUACACAGAGAAAAGGAGGUAUCAUCCCAAAGUAGAAGUGGUCCAUGAGCCAGAGGUUGAGCAGAUGUUAAAGCUGGGCACCACAGAUUAUAAUGACUUCACUGAUUUCCUUGUAACAGUCGAGGAAGAGCUUAUGAAGCUUCCUACCAUUUCUAGACAAAAGAGGAAUUAUGAAGAGCAAGAAAUUACUCUAGAAAUAGUGGAUAACUUUUGGGGGAAAGUCACUAGGGCAGAAGGAAGACUGGUAGAAAGUGCCGUCAUCACACAUGUUUACUGCUUGUGUUUUGUGAAUGGAAGUGCUGACUGCUUUCUCACCCUGAAUGACCUGGAGCUCCAGAGGAGGGAUGAGCGUUACUUUGAGAAGGAGGAGGAGAAGAAAUGGAUUGAUAUUCUUGAUUGCCAUUUCCAUAACUGUGUCAAAGUGCAGGAAUUUGAGCAAUCACGAAUUAUUAAGUUUACUCCCCCGGAUGCAUAUAGGCUGGAACUGAUGCGGUUCAGGACACGGUAUCAUGGGCAAGAGGUGCCCUUUUCUGUGAAGGCUGCGGUAGUAGUUCAGGGGGCAUACGUUGAACUUCAGGCUUUUAUAGUCAUGUCUUCAACUGCUCUGAUCCCAGCCCGUUUGCCUUCUCUGAAAUACUGUGAAAACGUUAUGAUACGCUUUCCCGUUCCCACGCAGUGGGUGAAAACGCUUUGGACUAUGAACCUCCAAAGGCAGAAGUCCCUAAAAGCAAAAAUGAAUAGGAGAGCAUGCUUUGGCUCUUUACACGAGGUUGAAUCUGAUUCUCUAAUACAAGUCUCAAUUGGAACAGCAAAAUACGAGAGUGCCUACAGGGCUGUUGUGUGGAAGAUUGACAGGCUUCCAGAUAAAAACUCAAGUUCUGAUCAUCCACACAGCCUGUCUUACAAACUGGAACUUGGAUCAGACCAGGAAAUCCCAUCUGACUGGUAUCCAUUUGCUACCGUCCAGUUUGUUGUUCAUGAUACCUGUGCCUCAGGAACAAAAGUCAAGUCACUGGGCAUAGAGAGUGAUCUGCAGCCCCAGAAGCACAUGGUUCAGAAAGCUUUUUACAAUUACCAGGUUGAAAUUGAAAAGAAGUGGAUUAGGCUUGAUGGAGAGGAUCCAGAUAAGGCUGGCAACUGCCUAAUGCAGUAAAAGAGGACAGGAGGCAUCGUCAUGGGAUAUUAGUGGGAAUCAAUUUACAUAGCAAAUUCUAUUUUUAGGAGGAGAGCAGUGACCUAGUUUAGGAUAAACAUGGUCUUUUUUUUUUUUUUUUUUAGUGCUUUUAGUUUUGAUUCUGCAGAUCAGUACUGGUUUGACUGGCCUGUGUUCAAGUAAACUUCCUGUCACAGGAAUACUGGUAAGAAUAGGGUUUCCUUGUAAAGAGUUGCAGGAUGUGAGCACUUAAUUGACUGAUUGUAAUACAUUAUUUUCCUGUUGCGUAUCUAUGACUUGGGAAUGAUCUCAUACUCCAUACUGAAACCUAAUGGCACUACUCAAAGAGUUCGUGUCACUUGGACAUAUAAUAUUCAGCAAUAAAAGCUGCCAGAGCACUUAUGGGCAGACCAGCAUCUGUGUAAGGUCCUGCAGGAGACCUUUACAUGUUUUAUCAUGUUUUUUAGUGGUAUUUGAAAAUCUAAGUCCCCCAUGUUUCUGCACUCCUUGAUAUACACAAACAGAUCAGGUUGUAAUAUUAAACUCAAUAAGAAUCUCAAUUAGUGAGUUGGAAACUGGUUGAUUUAAUUGGUAAAAUGGGAAUUUUUUUUUUUUUUUCAUUUUUCUGUGGCUGCAAGCAUUUCCUCCCCAGCACUUUAUAGGUUCACUCAAAGUAAUCUCUUGGGUAAAAAAACAUAUGGCAGAUGUGAUUGAAAUUUCUGUGCCAGCAUUAGACAAAUGUUUUUCACUGCUGCAGCAAGUGAGACAAGGGGCUCAUCCUCAGCAAGCAUAAAUCAGUCCAGGCGCAUUUCAUUUAAUGAAGCUUUGAGAAUUUACACCAGCCAAGGGUUUUCUCCACAAACUGAAGAAAUGGCUGGUUGCUACCGUUUGCUCUGAGUCUCCUUUAAGAUGCAAGUUCCAGAUGUUGGUUUGAAACUGCAGGAGCUAUUGCUUUGAAUAACUGUAAAGAUGGUCUUUCCAUGCAUGGGAAAGGAGAUAUUUUCAUGCUACUGGCUCUAAAAGUGUUUUCUGUGGGGAAACAAUGCAGGAAUGGACUAUCACAAGAGAAGUGAAGCUGUGACACUUCAGCAGACAGCUUGAGCUACUAACCCUGUACAAGUGUGUUAACUGUGUUUUGAAAAGUUACUGGCAUUUAGGGAAAGGUUCUGCUGAUUCCCCUCAGUCAUUAUCCCCUUUGUCCUUUUCUGCAGGCUGCAAUUUCAGGUCUGAAAAAAUCUGAUAAAUUAAAAAAAAAAUGCUCGUGAUACUUUUUAAUUUUAUUUUUUUUUCUGCAGUUUUCCUAAGAUUAUCCUGAAUUCAAACUGAAAUUAGUGGAGAACAAAAAUACAGUAAUGCACUAAGUUUAUAUUUUGUCACAGCUUGUAACUGUUUAUAUGAACACUGUGUAAAAAUACAGAUAAAUGUUAUUCCCCAAAAGUAGAAAUAUGUGGGAUAUGCACUGAGAAAAUCACCAGUCUGAGGAAACAGAAGGCCAUAAAAUGAACCUAGUUCAUCACAAUAAACUUUUCCCCCCAUUUGGAAGCUGAGAAUGAAAUGGGUAAUAGAUUAUAUACUAAGUCCUUAGGGCAGGUUUUUUUAUGGGUACUGCAUUGCCAAAGCCCCAAAUAGUUUAUUAUAGUGUUUUGGCUUCUCUGUAUAUCCCUUUUUAUUAGUGGAUUAUAUUAUCAUCAAUCUAAGCAAGCGUUUGAGCGUAGCAGUGAUCCAGAUACAUCUUAGCUGUUGCAUUCUCCAUCCAUGUUUUGACUUGUGAAGCCAUGAGCACCUUCAAGUUAUGUUUGGUUUAUUUUAUUCAUAUUCAAAUUUGGUUUAUGUACUUCUCAGCUGAACCACGGGGCGCAGUGUACACUAUGGCAAAAUGUUUAUACCUGGCAUCUUGUCAAAGCUCUGUAGUUUGCUGAAGUCCGUGGGCAGAGAGCUAUGUAUCUGUGAAUCAUUUUGCUCGAUAAAGGUUGUGAAAGAUGUGUUGCAGAUUCCUGCACUAACCUUUGUCUGAAGGUGAUUUGUUUAGACUGACAUCAACUCCAUAAAUCUGUUAGCAGCGGUUGUUGUCCAAAGCCUGUCUUGCCUGACCCUGCUUUUCUGUUUUUAAGAAGGAGGGACAGCCAGGCUGUUCUGGGACUCUUUGUCCGGGGCAUUCAGUACCUGGUGGUGUUAGGGGUCCUGCAGAAGCAAGGGCUGCUUUUCUUCUGUCAGGCAUCUGCUGUGUCUUGGGAUGUGUUCAAGAAGCCCAUGUAGUGCUGAAGUGUUUUAUCCUGACCCUUCAAGAGAUGAGAUACUGUUUUGAAUGGCCUAAGUGAUGAACAGCCACAUUACAAGUCUUCUUUCCUGCUAGUGAAUCUGUAUUAUAUCUGGUACGGUGCAAAUGAUCAUUCAGCCUUACUGAACUCAUUAAUGUAAAAAGGUCAAGCUACAGCUUUAUCUGUGUUGCAGACUCUUGGAUUUCCAUCUGAGGCCUGCAAGACUCGCCAUUAACUUUAAUCGGAAUUGGAUUAGGAUCACAGGGAAUUCAUUCCACAGAAAUAUUGCCACACUGACAGAAAGUUACUCUGUUUAAUGCAUGUCUUUCAGUUUAAACCUGACAAUUAGUGCAGCCUAAGGCUGAAUAAUUACCCUGUUCAGUCUCAAGAUUAUGUUUGUAUGCAUUGCUCUCAGAACAUUUAAAAAUAGGCUGCAGUUUAAUGAAAGAUUGUAUGAUGUUUUUCCCCCACCAAAUUUUAACUUCCUAUUCUACUGCAAUGUGCUAAAGCAGAAACAUCCUGCCUUUCCCUUUCUAAUAUUUCUUCUGCAUUCUCUGAUGUCCUUUGGGUACAACCUACUGAACAAAUACUCUCAAUUUUCUGUGAAGGCUACAGCAGGUGAUAGUGAGUAAGCAUACUGGCUUUGAUUCUUUAGAAAUCAGGGCUGUAAGCAGCCUAACUGUAGUAGGGGAGGGGAAUGGAGAUGACAAACGGUUGCUAUAAGCUGUCGUGAUGCUCAGUGUGCAGCUAGCAGAAGGACUAGUGCUUUAAAUAACCCAUGAGGUGUAUUGGCAUUGUGUGAGAAACCAGGUUUCACACAUAUCUGAUCUCUCUUUGCCCACAGCUAGUGCCUGCAGUCCCUGAAAUGCUUCCAGCUGCUUGGGUCACUUAAGCUGUUGAUGCUUUGCUAACAUUUAUUACAGGGUAGUAUUUAGAUAUUAUCCAUGUUUCCUUCACAAAGGACCAGCAGGUUUUGGGAUAUUUUAUAUUUUAAACAGAAGUCAAUGAGAACAGCUAAUUUCUUAGUGUGUUUGCCUUAUUUACAAAGUGUCAUAUUUGCUGAAACUGACAAACUGAGUUCAUCUUUCUCAUACUAAUUAUAUUACUAUAGGUAAAUGGUACUUGAUGUAAUUUAUAUUCAAACACCCAUUGAAGUAAAUGGAAGUCUUUUAACUGACAAAAUAGAAUCUGUAUCAAAGUCUCUAAGAAUAAAGGAGAAGCAAAAAAAGAGAAGGAAUUGUGGUAAUGGGCAGGAAAAAAACCUCUGUGGAAGAUUCUUGAUGCUAAUAAGUAAGCAGCCUGCAGUGCUUGCUUAUUCCAACCAGAGAAGAGCACAAAAUAGAGGAAAAGUUUUUGAGUGUCAAAGCUGAAGCUUUGCAGUGAUUGGGAACAAUGGGUCUGGCUGCCCUUGUGUAGCAUCUCUAGAAAAAUGAGGAUGAUGGUGCACUUCAUUGAAGGUGACUCGCACACCACUGACAUCCUUUGUGCUCACUUUUUUUUCCAGAUUCCAUAUUAAUCUUCCAAAAGUACUCUACAUCUAAAAACAUGUUUCCAUGUGUUGCUUUUAGUUGCAUUUAUUUUGCUUGAUGAACUUCUUAGCUGCAGGAUUGGUGCCCACACCUCUAUUUUACAUUUAUUUGUCUUUUUGUUGACUAAACACAGUAAUUAACUACUUCACUUAGUAGUUCUUAGCUGUAAUUUUGAUAACUCUGAAACAGUGCUGUUAUUUGUAAUGGAAAAUCUAAUUUUAUUUGGGUCUUUUGUCAGUAUAAGUAUAAACAGACCAUGCUGAUGAUCUUGUAAUAACAUUUUGAAGAUUGCAUAUUGAUUAAAAAAAUAAAGUUGUCUUUCAAAAUA
This is a messenger RNA of Apus apus (common swift), 6450 nucleotides long. RefSeq names its product stonin 1 (gene STON1). The record is from RefSeq and is a predicted model, not a curated record. The transcript has 4 exons. Gene Ontology annotation, cellular component: AP-2 adaptor complex; synaptic vesicle. Gene Ontology annotation, molecular function: clathrin-cargo adaptor activity. Gene Ontology annotation, biological process: regulation of endocytosis; clathrin-dependent endocytosis; synaptic vesicle endocytosis. Bases 113 to 2335 code for a protein of 740 amino acids. NCBI's taxonomy places the organism in Eukaryota, Metazoa, Chordata, Aves, Apodiformes, Apodidae.